Messenger RNA from Paramecium sonneborni, 1592 nucleotides. The record is from the annotation of a GenBank genome assembly. Lineage: Eukaryota; Ciliophora; Oligohymenophorea; Peniculida; Parameciidae.
AUGAAUUAAUUGAUGAAUUGUAAAUUAAAUACUUUAGGAUAUGUCAGAAAUUAUCACUCUAAUUUUGGUUCAUCUAAUAAAAUCAAUCAUACACUAUAUCAUAAAUAUGCAUCUUCUCAAAAUUAUUACUUCACUAAAGAAAUUAAUGAUAUUUUAGGCAAAAAUAGAACAUCAGCAACAAUUAAGUUUUAUGUAAUCAAUUCAUGAUAAUUCAGGAUGAUAUGCAAUAUUUAGAAAAUGAGGAGUGCAUGUCCAGAGUUUAUUAUUUUGAUGAUUACUAAUCUAAAAUUUAAUUGCUGAUUGAGUUCUAUAAAUAUCAUCAUGAUUUGCCUAGAUUUACUGUAGAUGAAGAUAUUAUAUAAAUUUUGAAUUUGUAUUAUGAUAAAAAGAGAAAAUUGGAAUACUAUAAAAUAUAGAGAUAAAUAGAAUAAGAAAACUUAAAGAAUCCAGAUCAACCAUAAAAAGGAAUUGUUGGAGAUAAACCUUUUGAAUCUUAAAGUACUCCACAAUCAGAAAUUAGUGGCAAUUCAACCAUUAACAAUAAUGUAGAUAAUAUACUCUCAGAUACCAUUUUAUAGUAGAAAAACUAAAAUUAAAUUGCAGAACAAGAUAUAAGUUAAAUUAUUAAAUUGUAGGAUGACUAAAAGAGUGAAAUUUAAUAAAUGCUUGAAGUUUUUAAUUAAACCAAAUACAAUAAUACUUAAAAACAUUCCUUUAUAAAAAAUAGCAGUCCCUCUUUUAAAUAAAAUCUUAGAUUAAAUGAAUAAAUACUUAUUCAAUCUAAAUAAUAGACUAAAUAAAAACAUGAUUUUAAAAUCCCUUUGUCUACAAGAUAACCUUCAUCUUCUUUAAGUAGAAAUUUGAAAACAUUUUCACAUGAAUAAAAUUUUGAUUCUAAUUUUAAUCAUCUAUUUAAUAAGUGUGCUUAAAGGAAAAACACUAAUUUAGAAAGUAAAAUUGACAUUAGAAAAGAAUUUAAAAAAUCUAUUCCAGAUAUUCAAUCUUUAGGAUUAAGAAUCUUUACAUGUUUAAAUUAAAUGGAAAAAUAUAAACAAAAUACUAAAAAUAUUUAAUCAUUGGAUAACAAAGAAUUACAAAAAAUUUUAAUUUCUGUUAAUUAGCCUACAUUAUCAACUAAAAAUAAAACUUAUAAAAGUUCUUCGACUCAAUCAAUUAAAAUAUCUAAAUAAUUUAAUCCAUACGAUGAUUAAGCUUUUAAUCCAAGUCCCAUUAAUAUAGUAUAAACACCUAGAAAAAAUUUAAAUGGUUGUAAAUUUAAAAAGUCAUUACACCUAGAAUAAAAAUAAAAAGUCAAUUCAUAAGGUUUAUAAAAGCUAAUGGUUUAUAAAAAAGAUAAUAUAAUAAAGAAUCAAAGAAAUUAAGGAUUUGUUCCUAAUCUAAAUCUUAAUAAAAUCAAUAAUUAAAUUACAAACUCUACUUGUAAUACACUAAGGAACAAUACAUUCACUCUAAAUAUUGUAAACUAACUCACUCCAAAAUCUUUAACUUUUAGAUCGAAAAUUAAUAACAUCAUAAAUUAGUAAAUAAAGACCCUAUAAAAGAAUAAGAUAAAGUAUUCAAUCAAACAAUGA